Molecule: messenger RNA, 3680 nt
Organism: Amaranthus tricolor (Joseph's coat)
Lineage: Eukaryota; Viridiplantae; Streptophyta; Magnoliopsida; Caryophyllales; Amaranthaceae
Product: tRNA wybutosine-synthesizing protein 2/3/4
Exons: 9
Coding region: 36-3236 (1066 amino acids)
Biological process (GO): tRNA methylation
Cellular component (GO): cytoplasm
Molecular function (GO): tRNA methyltransferase activity; protein binding
Source: RefSeq, a predicted model, not a curated record
GCUUAACCUCCGGCCCCGGGUCUGGUAGGAUUGUUAUGUCGGAUCUUAUAUCAAAUCCAACGAAUCGGUCGACGGCCAGUCGACUAGUCGAGUGGUUUUACCAUUUGCAGAGGGAAUCGGGGAGGAAAAAAACAGGAGCAAAAAUGGAGUUUGAGAAGAGAAAAGCAGCAACAAUGGCGUCAAUAGCAUCAACAGAAAUUGAUAAAUCUCCCAAAGGCACAAUUGAUACACCAAUAAUCCCUCUUCUCAACACCAUAAACAACCAUCCUUGUUACUUCACUACCUCUUCUUGCUCUGGUCGAAUCUCCAUUUUUUCUCAUCUCCCAAACAAACCCAAAGGAGGUUUUUGGUUAUUCAUCUCUCAUGACCCAGUUAAUCCCUCUUCAAUCCUCAAUAUCAUUUUCCCUACUGACUCAAAUAACUCGUCCGAAACGACUCACUCUGAAUCGUCCGAGUUAGUCUUCCGAUUUGAGCCCCUCAUUAUUGCUAUUGAGUGUAAGGAUGUGGAUUCAGCUCAGUUUUUGGUAUCUUUGGCUAUUUCUUGUGGGUUUAGGGAAUCUGGGAUUACAAGUGUGAGUAGUAAGAGGGUAAUUAUUGCUGUUCGUAGUUCUAUAAGAUUGGAGGUUCCUUUGGGUUGUAAAGGUAGAAUUUUGGUGUCUUCUGAGUAUUUGAGGUUUCUAGUGGACAUUGCUAAUGAAAAAAUGGCUGCUAAUUGGAAAAGAACUCAAGGGUUUUUGGAGGGUUUAACAAAAAAUGGUUUUGUGGGUCCCAACGAGGCUGCUGAGUUCAGAGGUGCUGAUGUUGGUGGUUUAGUCUGUGAAGAGGAGAAAUGUGUUGAUGUUGAUUCAGAAGUUACUUUGGACACGGAUUCUGGGCCAUCGGGAAUUCCUGGUUCCAGCCUAGACAUUAUUCCCAUUAAACUUAUGGGUGAACAAGUGGAGAGGCUCUUCCUAUGGGGUCAUUCUUCUUGCACAGUUUGCAAUGCUGACUGCAACCAGAUUCUGAUCUAUGGUGGUUUUGGAGGCGUAGGGAGGCAUGCACGCAGAAGUGACUGUAUACUACUUGAUCCAUCAUCUGGAAGAUUUUCUGUUCUGAAUGUUGAGGACAGUCCAUCUCCACGUAUGGGUCACACAUCAUCAUUAGCUGGAGGUUUGAUGAUUGUUAUUGGAGGCCGAGCUGAUCCAACCAAUAUUCUGGAUGAUAUAUGGAUCGUUGAUAUCACAAAAGCUCAAUGGAAAUUUGUACGCAACACCAAUGAUGUAUUUGCCCCAAGGCAUCGUCAUGCUGCAGCCGUUGUAGGUUCAAAAAUCUAUGUAUUUGGUGGGCUUAAUAACAACAUAUUGUAUUCUUCCUUACUUGUGUUGGAUGUGGAGACUUUAAAAUGGGAGGAUAUAAAUGCAUAUGGAGACUUGCCGUGUGCCCGGCAUUCACAUUCGCUGGUUGCUUAUGGAAAUAUGUUGUACCUGUUUGGUGGAUACAAUGGCGAGAGAGCACUGGGGGACCUUCAUAGUUUUGAUGUUCAAGAAUGUCGAUGGAAUAAAGUAAAAACUGUUGGAAAGGCUCCCUAUCCAAGGUUCUCGCACUCAAUGUUUGUGUAUAAAAGCUACUUGGGAAUUAUUGGGGGUUGUCCUGUCAGACAGCAUUGUGAAGAGUUGUCCCUGCUUGACCUACGAAGUUUUUCUUGGAAGCAUGUGAUAUUGAAUUCAGUUCAUAAACAGUUGUUUGUUCGAAGUACAGCCAAUGUUAUAAAUGAUGAUUUGGUAAUGGUUGGUGGUGGAGCAGCCUGUUACGCUUUUGGUACAAAAUUCUGUGAGCCUUCAAAGAUCAACUUACGUUCUAUGUUAACUCUCAAUGAUGUUAAGGUGUCCUCCGUGUCCGAUGAGAAACAGAUUACUCCCCCACAUGAAGAUACCGCUGAGAAAAGAUGUAACGAUUCUGGUUUUCUUCAGAACCCAAAUGUACAAUCAUCUGGGUUGGAUACUAAAUUGAAUGUUGAUUGCAAAGCAACUCGUAACAAUGUUGACUCAGCAAUUGAGAAUUUUUGUUGGGUUCUAAAGCUUGAAAAGAGGUAUGCUAAAUUAGGAAAGGACAUACUCAAGAAGUUCGGUUGGCUAGAUCUUGGUCGAAAAGUUUAUUCCCAUGAAGAUGGUUCUUGCAUAUAUUUCCCUGUUACUGAAAAGUUCAGUGUUAUAUUCUGGGAUAAGAUAACUCAACAAAAAGGGCCACAUGAAAGAUUGGGUGACCUUAAUAUGUCAAAAGAUUCUAUUGAUUCUUGUGCUACUGCCUUGGAUUUUUUAGUGGUUUGUGGUGCGUCUAAGCACAUCGAUGAGUUAAUUGCAAUGAAGAAGUCCCCUUUGUCCCCUUUGAAAGCAAUGAAGGGAGCUGUGGCCUCUAUACUGAAACAUAAACGCCUAUCUGAAGAGCUCUUAGAGCAGCUACCAACUAGAUGGGAGCGGCUUGGUGAUAUAGUUGUCCUUCCUAUUAACUCCUUCCAAGAUCCUGUAUGGGACACAAUAGGUAGUGUGCUUUGGCUUGCUGUUGCUAAGACUCUUGGUGCUCGUCGUCUUGCUCGCCAGGGCCGUGUUGCUUCAACUGGAACACGAGACAGUCGUUUAGAAAUACUUGUUGGAGAUCAUGGUUGGGUGGAGCAUCGAGAAAAUGGAAUAAUGUAUUGCUUUGAUGCCGCGAAGUGCAUGUUCUCUUGGGGAAAUCUUUCAGAGAAACUUCGCAUGGCCCACUUGGACUGUCGAGAAGAAGUUGUCGUGGAUCUUUUUGCAGGAAUUGGAUAUUUUUCAUUGCCUUUUCUUGUAAGAGCACAUGCUAAAUUAGUGUAUGCUUGUGAGUGGAAUCCACAUGCUAUCGAGGCGCUUCAUCAUAAUCUUCAAGUCAAUUUGGUAUCGGAUCGUUGCAUCGUACUCGAAGGAGAUAAUCGGCUUACAUCUCCUAAAGGAGUUGCUGAUCGUGUCUCUCUUGGCCUCCUGCCGUCCAGUGAGGGAAGCUGGGUUACUGCUGUGAGAGCGUUAAGGUGUGAGGGGGGUAUGCUCCAUAUACAUGGGAAUGUGAAGGACUCGGAGGAGAGUCAAUGGACACAACAUGUCAUAAACUCAAUCUCCGAGAUAGCCAAAGCAGAAGGCCGCAGUUGGAAUGUUUCGAUGGUGCAUUUGGAGAGAGUAAAAUGGUAUGCGCCUCAUAUUCGUCAUCUGGUUGCUGAUAUUAAAUGUGAACAAAUUCAAUAAUGAACUAUAUCAGAGACCAUUAGAUACCAAAAAUUUUCGAAUUCGAAUCAUCAAAACUCGAUUUCUUCUGGGAUCAUGAACGGAAAGCUGUGAAGCCUAAAGGCAUUGAGGAUGUGUGAUGGUUUAUGUAUUCUAAGAGGACAGUUUUGUAAUGUUAUCUAUUAUUAUUUUCAGCUAGUUGUAAGAGUAAAUUGAAAGGAGCUAAGCUCAGAUAUAUGAUUGGUUUCAAUUAGUUUUGUGAUUGGCUACCUGGGCUCGGGAACUCAUAUUGAGUGUCCGGCUUGGUAAUAAAGUGUCUAAGUGUCGUGCUCAUGUUCGAGUAUCAAGGAUCUGAUCAUCUGACACUGACAAUAGUAUUAGUUUUGUGAUGAUAUUUAGUUAUACUGCAUGGCAUUUUUAAAACUAAAGAAUUAAUAGAUGAAUUUUUUUUUUUUUUUUUUGAAA